Molecule: messenger RNA, 3033 nt
Organism: Diutina rugosa
Lineage: Eukaryota; Fungi; Ascomycota; Pichiomycetes; Serinales; Debaryomycetaceae
Exons: 1
Coding region: 1-3033 (1010 amino acids)
Source: RefSeq, a predicted model, not a curated record
AUGAGCGACAUGGGCCAGUUCCGCAACGGCGCCGACGUCCACUUUGACUACACCGGCGAACGACCACCGGUGAGCACGGGAUCCAAGAAGAAGAAGAAAAAGCGCCUGAAGGCCGCCGACGCGCCGACAGUGGCCCAGGCCCACCUCACCAACCCCAACGACGACUACCCUACGCUGAGAGUAAUCAAGCAGGCGGCCAACGGCGACGUCAUUGUCGAGCUGCUCGAUGACCCCGAGCCGCUCCCGGCGCCCGACCACGCCAUCUGGGACCAGCUGCUGCAGCAGGAGCAGGAAAACCUCAAGGCGUUCUGGGAGCUGUUGGACCAGCAGCUGAAGAUGAAGCUCGUGAAAAUCGACAAGAAACUGAUCCUCGAGAUGUUCCGCCGCAACGCCCAGCGGCACGACCAGAGCCACGGCCAUAACCACCACCAUCACCACCACCACUCCCAGGCGCUGCUGCUGGCGUGUACGUGCAAGUACUGUGGCCGGCGCAACAACGUGAUUGAGGACGAGUUGGACCUGAUCUACGAAAACCACUUUGACGACAUCAUCGACUUCAUCCACGAGGUGCGCGAUAUUAAUGAUUUGAACGCGUUGCCGGGGUUGUUGUUUGGCGGCUUCCACAUGCUUGAAGAAGAGCACCGGUUACAGAAACGCCAACAGCAACAACAACUUCAGCAGCAGAAACAGCUAGCCCAGGCUCAAGUGCCUCAGCAAGCAACUCCACCCACUCAUGACAGCCUACCGCAGCCCCCACAACAACAAACCCUGGAAACUCCCAAUGGCGCAGUAUCGCUGUUCCCGCGAGCUAACCCCGCCGACCAGAUCCCCACACAACUAUCAGUGGAGGAACAACGCGUGUUCAAAGCGCUUUUGGACCCGAAACUCUUCGAGGCGUUGGAAACUCUCGAUUUUGAAAAGCUCAAAGACGUCAACGAUAUUAACCGAGCCAGCCUUCUACAGAAAGCCGGUAGCCUCCGAGAUAUCAUCCGCGACUUCCACCGAGCCGAUAAGGUCCAUUUGGAGAAGGGGAUGCUGUUUUUACAGAAUAUGAGCAAGCUCUUCAACUCGGUGGAACCACCACUGACUACUGGGGAAGAGCCCACUCAGGCGGCAGCCAACAUCCGCCAGUUCAGCCAGGGGCUCUCGCUGUUUGCCGAAGACUUACUAAAGAACGACGGCCACUCCUUCAUCGAAAUGAUGGAGCUGUUGCUGGAGCUGCGUACCGAGCGCGAAGACCUCCUCAAAGAGCUUGUGGAGGAAGACGCCGACGGUAACCAGAUCGUACCGGCACCGGCACCCCAGCCCAGUGCCCCUGCUCCGCCGCCACCGGCUCAGGAAUAUGCUCUGGAAAGCGAGCUUUUCGAGGACGAAGAGGAAAGCGAAGGUCUUGAAGAUGCCAGCGACGAGGCACUGUGUGUUCUGGAUACCGAACUGGAAAUCCUGGAGGAGGAAAAGAUGCAAGAAAUAAGGCGACUCUUCCUCAUCCAGGUGAUUAAACUCUUCCAGGAACGGUUGAAGAAUGCCUACAAGGAGAAGCUCGCUGAAGACCGCACCAACCAGCUCAUUCAAGAGCUCGAGGCUGAGGAAUUGGCCAAAAAGGAGCGUGAACUUAAAAAGCAAAAGCAAAAGGAGAAGCAGCGGGAGAAGAAGCGGUUGUUGCAGCUAGCGAAGGAGGAAGAACGCAAACGCCAGGAAGAAGAGCGGUUGAAGGAGGAGGAAGAGCUCAAACAGCGACAAGAAGCCCAGCGAGCCGAGCAGAAGCGCAAGAAGGAGGAAAAGCAACAGAAACGCGAAGAGGAAAAGCGCAAGCGCAUCGAGGAGCUCAAGCGGAAGGAGGAAGAACACCGCAAACGUGUUGAAGCCCAGCAAAAGAAGGAGGAAGAGGCUAAACGGCUAAAGGAAGAACGCAAGCGUAAGGCUGAAGAGGAGAAGGCCAAACAAGAGGAAGAGAAACGCCAGAAGGAACUUGAACGCAAACAACGAGAAGAACAGCGCGAACGCGAGCGGAUUGAACGCGAACGUCGUGAAGCCGAGGAGGAGGCGAGCGAGCUUCAACGGCAGACAGAGGAAGUGGCCGCGCAAUUCCAACAAGAAAUUGCUACCCAACAACAGCCAACCGCCCAACCGGUACUCUCUCAACCGUUACCGACAUCUACCGCUCAAUCGUCGUUCCCAUUCCUGGCUCAGCCGCUGCCGAUUGUGCUGCUGACCCGUUUGGGCGCGGCUAACGCCCCGAACCACUUGCUCGACCAGCUCUAUCUGCUGACGCCGACAGCCCAGUUUGCCCCGAUCGCCAAGUUGCUGCCGCUGCCCCCUCCCGGGCUUGGAGGGUCACAGCCGCUGCCGUUCCCUGCUACCCUCGGGUCGCUGCUGCCAUGGAAUAUUCACGCUACUCCGGUAACGUCGUCACCUGGGCUUUUCCUGCCAUUUGGUGAGCCGUUUGGCAGUGAUGUGUUUACCGCACAAACGCCACUGGCACAGAGAAAGCUGAUUUGGGGCCAACCGACACCGUCAGCCACGCGCCAGCCGCUGUUCUCCACGCAAACCAAUUUGUGGAACCCUGGCUCCAUGCCUAGCGUACCCUCGGCUCCUGCAGCUGCUGCUCCGGUUGCGGCCUCUGCGGCUCCCACAAACCCUCAGGAGCUGCCGAUGGUUCUGGCAGUGGCAGGGGGCGAUGCUGAAGUGAUCCAAUUGGCCACCUACAACGCCUUCCACAUGCUCACCCUGCUGAACCAGCUUGAAUUCGGCAUGGCGCCGUUGCACAAGCUCUUCAACCAGGUGCGCACGUUGGUGGGGGCCCAGCUUUCCUUGGGCCAGUUCUUAACCCUGAUCAGAACCCUGCAGCAGUACCAGUUCGAUGUGGUCUAUGAUGACGUGGGUACUGUUACUCACGUCAAGGUGACGCAGGAGCCUCAAGCAUCAUCCGGCCUCGCCCAGGUGCCACCGGCCACUAAUCCGCUGCCGCAGUUUGGUCAACCCAACCUUUUGAACUCAUUUGCACCCCAGCUGUCUCGUCUGCUUUGGAAUUAG